AUGGCUGCGCUGCGGAGGCUCCUGUGGCCGCCGCCUCGGUUCCCGCCUCAGCUCUCUCCGCACCAGCCCGUUCCUGGGCUUUGGGGGCGGCCUGCAGGGAUAACCCCGACCCCUACUGGCCGGCCCUUCUCCUGCCGGGAGGAGGAAGAGGGGGCUGUGACUGAGGCAGGUUGGAGGCGGCGGCGGCGCUGGGGGGAACUGAGCAUCGCGGCUGCGGCCGGAGGGGGUCUGGUUGGCCUCGUGUGCUACCAGCUGUAUGGAGACCCCAGAGCCGAAUCCGUGGCAGCGCCGGGGCGCCUCUCUGAGAGCUCGGAAGGAGAGCCAGAGAACCUGCCCCACAGCCGAGGGCUGCUCCCCAUCCCGGUCGCGGCUGCCAAGGAGACGGUUGCUGUGGGCAGAACAGACAUGGAAGACCUAGACCUCUAUGCAACAUCACGGGAGAGGCGAUUUCGUUUAUUUGCUUCUAUAGAAUGUGAUGGGCAGCUGUUCAUGACUCCAUAUGAUUUUAUUUUGGCUGUUACAACAGAUGAGCCAAAAUAUGCUAAAACAUGGAAAUCAUUUUCCAAACAGCUUCAAGAGAUAUUCAGGAAAAAAAAUGAGAAGAGAGAAACUAAAGGAGAUGAAGAAAAACGUGCACUGCUGCGUCUUCAACUUUAUGGAUACCAUUCUUCUACUAAUAGU
Orycteropus afer afer is the source of this 681-nucleotide messenger RNA. Its product is annotated as calcium uptake protein 3, mitochondrial-like. Gene Ontology annotation, molecular function: calcium ion binding. Gene Ontology annotation, cellular component: uniplex complex. Gene Ontology annotation, biological process: calcium import into the mitochondrion; mitochondrial calcium ion homeostasis. Lineage: Eukaryota; Metazoa; Chordata; Mammalia; Tubulidentata; Orycteropodidae. The record is from RefSeq and is a predicted model, not a curated record. The annotation marks the transcript as partial. The transcript has 5 exons.